Lolium perenne is the source of this 1287-nucleotide messenger RNA. Lineage: Eukaryota; Viridiplantae; Streptophyta; Magnoliopsida; Poales; Poaceae. The record is from RefSeq and is a predicted model, not a curated record.
GUCUCAGUCGAGUGGCGAUCGAUCUAUACUUUGAUUUCCUGUGAUCUCCACUCCAAAAACUGAGCAGCCUGAGACCAAACCCCAAGUCAGCCGUUCGCCAUGGCAUUUCCCAUCGCCAACAUCUCAGCCGUCGUCACUGGCGCGGUGCAAGCCGCCAUGGCAUUUCCCAUCGGCAACAUCUCAGCCGCUGUCACGGGCGCGGUGCAAGCCGCCAUGGCCUUCGCUGUGGAGAUGCUCCCCACGGACGUUACGAGGGACGCCGCACGUGAAACCGUGAGGGCGUCGGUGGCGUGGUUCUUGAGCCACCUGUGGGCGUGGCUCGUCGCAGCGAGAGCCGGGGCCGUCGACAAUUUCCCGGUCGCCGCGAAGGCGGCCAGGAGAGCGGCGGGUUCCGCCGUUGAGGCCUCGGAGCCAUGGGUGGAGAUGGCGUCAAAGCUCCUGCUUCACCUCUACGGGCGGCUGAUCACGGCAUCAGGCGGGAACCUCCCGGACGGCGCCGACGCGACGGCCAUGGGGGGAAGAGCGGAGCAGCACGUGCUGCUGCUCGCUCUCAUCCUCGUCGUCUUUGUCUGCGGCGCCGUCUGUGCUCUCAGCUGCCGCACCAUGAAGGGCCCCGGGCUCGGCGGGGCGCGCGUCCCCCGCGCGAUGUUCGAGGCCAGCCCGAGGCGCUACUAUUCUACCGUUCGUGCAGGGCGUAGGGCGCGGCGCGACGCGUCCGGCGCCGGAUGGACGUUGCUCGUGGCGGCGGCCGUUGCUUAUGGGGCCUACGCCUACCUAGCAGGCAAGACGCUCUACUGACGGAGAUCGAUGCCGCAUUGCCUCCACUGAUUGAUCGGGGCGUGAGGUUUUGUAGCACGGGUUGAGAAUGGUGAGUUUGUUGCCGCAACAGCAGGUAAACUGAGACACCUACGCUCGGCUCUCCAAGCUGAAACCGAGGCAUGUCCGGCAGCAGUCGAGGGAGCUGCUGCACUCGGUUUUCAUGUGGUGGUGUUUGAAUCUGAUUUGCAAAUCCUGGUAUCUGCACUCAAUUCAAGCAGGCGCGAGCUAUCUGAGAUUGAUAUCCUAGUGCGUGAACCAAGGAGUAUGUGUUUUUCCCCUCUUUUGAAUCCUUUAGCUUGCAUUGUCGUCGAUUUUGUAAUAAGGUUGCUCAUGCUAUGGCAAAGUAUGGGUCGCAGACUGUGGAGGAGUCUGUCGGUUGGGCUGAAUUUGCGCCAAAUUUUGUAUCUGAUUUAACUGCAAGCGAUGUUGCUGUGCAAUCUGGGUAAUGAAAGUUCUUUUUCUGCGUAA